GUAGUUUGUAUAUUCUAGAGCAUACUGAUUAGGGUCUGCUGUAAUGCAGUGUGUGUCAAAUGCCCAGAUUUAUUUUGGAGAUGAUAGUGGCGAUAUCUGGUUGGAAUUUGGAAUCUGAUUCUAACAGCAACUAUGUCUAGAAAGACUAGAAUUACUGGAGUUUUGGGACCCCAGGGGUUUUUGCAAUGCAAGUUACCAUCAUGGCUUUUUGUUAUUCAGAGUGUUUAGUCUAUGAAGAUGAGUAAAUGGUUGUUUUCAAGAUUCAAAUCCCUUGCCAUGGUAAUGAUAAGUGAUUAAUUUUAUAGAUUGACUAUAGUAGUUUAGUGAGCAGAGUUACAGUUAUGAGCAUUAAUUCCCAAGACCAGUUCCCCUAACUCACCUUGUGCUCAAAUAUGAAAAAGGACACCACAGAAGAUGUCAGUUACUCUCAGAUUAGAUAAAAAUGGUCAACCUUGAAGUCAGUGAACAAUCCUCAGGAGAGUUCACUGAGUGCACUGUGCCAGGUACUGGGGUGGAGGUAUGUGGGUAUCUGGAAGGAGAAAUAAUAGAAAAUAAAAGAUGCUGUUCCCACUCUUACGGUGCUGUGGGUGGAGUCACUUAAUGGCAAGAAUUUGAUUAACUUGAACUGAACUUUUGGUUGGCCCGCUGUGGUUCUACUCCUUAUAACACCUAAUUAUGGCACAGGGGUUGUACGUUUUCGAGUCUGCCAGUCCUCUCAUUGUUAUGAUUUGGACUUCCUUGAGGGUCUCAGCCUUCUUGUAGGAAAGUCCUUAUUUAAUAGGCGCCACAGCAUUUGGUAUGUUUCUCUUAUACUUUCUUCUUAAGAUAGAGGUCUGUGAGAUAAACUGUAAGACUGUGCUGGGGUGAUGGGGGCAAUGGUAUUGAUGGCAUCUGUUUUUUCUGUCUCAGAACUUGGUCCUGAUGUCUGACCAUGGAGAUGUGAGCCUCCCGCCCGAAGACCGGGUGAGGGCUCUCUCCCAGCUGGGUAGUGCGGUAGAGGUGAAUGAAGACAUUCCACCCCGUCGGUACUUCCGCUCUGGAGUUGAGAUUAUCCGAAUGGCAUCCAUUUACUCUGAGGAAGGCAACAUUGAACAUGCCUUCAUCCUCUAUAACAAGUAUAUCACGCUCUUUAUUGAGAAACUACCAAAGCAUCGAGAUUACAAAUCUGCUGUCAUUCCUGAAAAGAAAGACACAGUGAAGAAAUUAAAGGAGAUUGCAUUUCCCAAAGCAGAAGAGCUGAAGGCAGAACUGUUAAAACGAUAUACCAAAGAAUAUACAGAAUAUAAUGAAGAAAAGAAGAAGGAAGCAGAGGAAUUGGCCCGAAACAUGGCCAUCCAGCAAGAGCUGGAAAAGGAAAAACAGAGGGUAGCACAACAGAAGCAGCAGCAAUUGGAACAGGAACAGUUCCAUGCCUUCGAGGAGAUGAUCCGGAACCAGGAGCUAGAAAAAGAGCGACUGAAAAUUGUACAGGAGUUUGGGAAGGUGGACCCUGGCCUAGGUGGCCCGCUAGUGCCUGACUUGGAGAAGCCCUCCUUAGAUGUGUUCCCCACCUCACCUGUCUCAUCCACACAGCCUUCAGACUGUCAUACAACUGUAAGGCCAGCUAAGCCACCUGUGGUGGACAGGUCCUUGAAACCUGGAGCACUAAGCAACUCAGAAAGUAUUCCUACAAUCGAUGGAUUGCGCCAUGUGGUGGUGCCCGGGCGACUGUGCCCACAGUUUCUCCAGUUAGCCAGUGCCAACACUGCCCGGGGAGUGGAGACAUGUGGAAUUCUCUGUGGAAAACUGAUGAGGAAUGAAUUUACCAUUACUCAUGUUCUCAUCCCCAAGCAAAGUGCUGGGUCUGAUUACUGCAACACAGAGAACGAAGAAGAACUUUUCCUCAUACAGGAUCAGCAGGGCCUCAUCACACUGGGCUGGAUUCAUACUCACCCCACACAGACUGCGUUUCUCUCCAGUGUCGACCUACAUACUCAUUGCUCUUACCAGAUGAUGUUGCCAGAGUCGAUAGCCAUUGUUUGCUCCCCAAAGUUCCAGGAAACUGGAUUCUUUAAACUAACUGACCAUGGACUGGAGGAGAUUUCUUCCUGUCGCCAGAAAGGAUUUCACCCACACAGCAAGGAUCCACCUCUGUUCUGUUUUCUAAGCCUGUACUUCAAUAAGAGAUUUGAAUGCAAAGGAAAAGAGAAGCCACUUAAGAGCUGCAGCCACGUGACCGUUGUGGACAAAGCAGUGACCAUCACAGACCUUCGAUGAGCGUUUGAGUCCAACACCUUCCAAGAACAACAAAACCAUAUCAGUGUACUGUAGCCCCUUAAUUUAAGGUUUCUAGAAAGCUUUGGAAGUUUUUGUAGACAGAAUAGAAAGUGGGGCAUCACCUGAGAAAGAGUUGAUUUUGUUUCAGGUUUGAAAAGAAAUAACUGAACAUAUCUUUUAGACAAGUCAGAAAGAGAACAUGAUCACCCAAAAGCAACUGUAACUCAGAAAUUAAGUGGAAAGAAUGGUAUAAUGAACCCCCAUAUACCCUUCCUUCUGGAUUCACCAAUUGUUAACAUUUCUUUCCUCUCAGCUGUCCUUCUAAUUUCUCUGUCAAUUUGUUCAUAUUUACCUCUGGGCUCAAUAAGGGCAUCUAUGCAGAAAUUUGGAAGCCAUUUAGAAAAUCUUUUGGAUUUUCCUGUGGUUUAUGGCAAUAUUAAUGGAGCUUAUUACUGGGGUGAGGGACAGCUCACUCCAUUUCACCAGAUGGUGAGGCUAACACAUCCUGAAGAGUGAUUUUGUCAGGAAUUAUUGUUAUUUAACAAGUGUUUUCAGGAUAUUUUUCCUCUACAAUAAAGUAACAAUUAACUUA
Molecule: messenger RNA, 2848 nt
Organism: Rhinopithecus roxellana (golden snub-nosed monkey)
Lineage: Eukaryota; Metazoa; Chordata; Mammalia; Primates; Cercopithecidae
Gene: STAMBP
Product: STAM binding protein
Exons: 10
Coding region: 922-2256 (444 amino acids)
Biological process (GO): protein K63-linked deubiquitination
Cellular component (GO): endosome; cleavage furrow
Molecular function (GO): metal-dependent deubiquitinase activity; K63-linked deubiquitinase activity; protein binding
Source: RefSeq, a predicted model, not a curated record